This is a messenger RNA of Camellia sinensis, 1191 nucleotides long. RefSeq names its product protein STAY-GREEN homolog, chloroplastic. Gene Ontology annotation, biological process: chlorophyll catabolic process. The record is from RefSeq and is a predicted model, not a curated record. Lineage: Eukaryota; Viridiplantae; Streptophyta; Magnoliopsida; Ericales; Theaceae.
UAUUAUUAUUAUUUGUGUAUUCCUCAGAGGUUGGAGCUUCAAGAAUAGAGGUCUGAGCACUCUGUCUCUCUGUGUCUCUGCCUAGAGAUGGGUACUCUGACCACUUCUCUUGUGCUUCCAUCAGGUCUAAAGCCUUUCUCAAUCUCUCAACAACAAAGCUCUCUUUUCAUCUACACAAGAACACUUCCCAAGAAGCACCAAUCUAUUGUCCCUGUUGCAAGGUUAUUUGGGCCAGCUAUAUUUGAAGCUUCAAAGCUGAAGGUUUUGUUCCUAGGAACUGAUGAAAAGAAGCAUCCAGGGAAGCUUCCUAGAACUUAUACACUUACACACUGUGAUUUAACCUCUAAGCUCACUCUUGCCAUCUCUCAAACCAUUAACAAUUCCCAGUUACAGGGAUGGUAUCAUAGAUUACAGAGAGAUGAAGUGAUCGCAGAGUGGAAGAAGGUUAGAGGAAAAAUGUCUCUCCAUGUUCACUGUCACAUAAGUGGUGGUCACUUUCUAUUAGAUUUGUGUGCCAGCCUAAGAUUCUUCAUCUUCUCCAAAGAACUCCCUGUGGUUUUGAAGGCCUUUGUUCAUGGAGAUGGGAAUUUGUUCAAUAACUAUCCAGAAUUAGAGGAAUCUUUGGUUUGGGUUUAUUUUCACUCCACUUUUCCAGAAUUCAACAAGGUGGAAUGUUGGGGACCACUCAAGGCUGCUGCAGCUCCUUCUGGUGGGGUCAAUAGGGCUCACCAGGAAAGAAGUCAUGAAAUUCAAUCAAGCAGCUGUGAUCCUCUGGUGCCACAUCCAUGCCAAGAAGACUGCACAUGCUGCUUUCCUCCAAUGAACAUGCAUGUGCAUGAUUCAUCCUUGCAGCAGAAGGAACUCUAGACGCUGGAAGGCCGAUAAACCAAAGGUCUGCAGGGGUCACCGUAUCUGAGAUCUUCCAAGAGAUGAUGCUCCAAUUUCGCUGUCAGUGUUCUGCAUUCACAGUACCAGAGACAUGAAUUGUUCUGUCUUUCACUAAACAGGGACAUGAGAAUGUACUCAAGACUCAGGAAGAAACCCGAUUUUUUAUUUUAUUUUUUAUAUUUUUCCUGCUGGAGGGGAUACUCGCUUCCGAACACAAGAUCAAUUUCUAAGGACAUAUAACAAGUUUGUAUAAAUGAAAAAACCAAUCAGAUGGGAUUUUGGGCAAUAUUGUUCAUCAAAAAA